AUGCGUAACGAUAACAGUUAUAAACUACGAGAAUUUUUGAAGAGAAUUAGAGAUUCGUAUGCGGAUUACGACGAUUACUGGGUUGAAAAAUUAGUGAAGGCCAUACCGAAAGGCAAUGAAACAAAUGAUGCAUUAAUUGAGUCACUGAAAUUUGGAACAGACGACAAACUAUCAAAUCAAAGCAACUUCUAUUUCAUUCAUCUCAGUUUAAUCAAAGAGAUAAUAUCAAGUGGAGAUAAGGAUUUAUGGAAUUGUGAUUUUAUCAGGAAUGUUGUGCGGCAAAUUUUGACCGAUAUAACUUUUGAUGGUUCGACAGUAGUUAUGAAUGCUUUAUUUGCGCUUUAUUAUGAGUUGGAAGAAAAGAAUUUUUCUUAUGAAGAUGAAGAGAUAGUUCAGAAAGCUCUUCACUUGUUGAAUGACAGUAUAGAUCCAGCUCUGAAUGUAGUUAUUUGUAGUUAUCUAGACAAAAUAUUUGCAAGAAAGUAUAACACAUCUUGGGCUUUUGCCAUUGUUGAGCUAUUGAAGACGAGCGGUUCCAAAGCAUCAGAUUCCGCAUGGCGCAUGAGAUUAUCGCAACUGCUAUUACACGAUCCAAGUCUCAUAUCUGUGAAGCAAUCAGAAGAAAUUUUUAUGUUGGCAAAAAGUCUUGAAAACCGAACUCAACAUAUCAACGUCUCUGAAUGUGAAAUUAUAUCGAUGAAUUUCCAUUUUUGCAAGCUUUUGGCCGAACUUGUACAGCAAAAGAAAAUGAAUAUGGAAAUAUUUUUCGAUGACGACUGGCGUUGCAUUCAUAUCAGAAAUGAGAUUUUAUUGCAUUUAAUUGCUAUGGGGCAUGCAGAAUUAAUCAAGGCUGUAUGGGACACUCCAAACUUACGCUUAUUGGAUUUGGUGGAAGUUGGACAUCAUUCUGGUAGAGAUUACUUUGAUCGAGGUCUGUCCAUAUUAUGCGAAGAACGUAACACAUUAUCAGCUUGCAAAUUUAUCGCAAGCCUUAAAAAUCCAUCCUUGGCUGCACUAAGUUCUUUGUUUGAUGCUUUGGAGCUUCACGAUAUGACAAAUCCAUUGGUUUUAAAUGUAUUACUGCAAAAAUCGGAAGCUUGGAAUAGCAAAAUUAUUCCGAUCAUAGCUUCAAAAGUCGCCGAACAACUUACCUUGCCAAAAUGGGAAUGCAGAGAUAAUGCCUUAAGUCAGUUAACAGUGCUAGUUAAAUAUGGAUACAAUGGAUCUGAGCUGAUACCGUGUAUCACUGAUAUGGUGAAGAAUGAUGAAGAGCCUUAUGUCCGAGGCGAAGCUCUGGCUUUGUUAAAUCAAAUUGGAAAUCGAACGGAUCUGAAUAAUUUAGCUGCAUCUGUGCUACUUUCAGAUUCCGAUUCGGCUCCAAGGAUUGAGGCUGCUCAAAUACUACGUAAUGGUCUACCACAAACGGAAAAGCUUUGUCUUGACGUAAUACCGAAAAUUUUGUAUGAUGAAGAUAUCGCAUUGCAUCGUAUAGUUAUCGAUUUGUGUGCUGCCUUAGUUAUCGAUGAUAGAAAUGAGGAAUUGAAAGGUUUACUGCUAAAAUUUCUUGAGCAAGAUGAAGUAGACUGUUACGAGGAAUUGAGUGAAAUGUUAUAUGGAAAAAGCAAGGAAUUGGAACAAAGUAAAGAUAACGAUGAUUUGGAGUAUAUAUUUAAUGUUUUGGCAAAGCAAGAUGACGAAGAUUUUGAUAAGGACUGUUACGAUUUAUAA
Brugia malayi is the source of this 1728-nucleotide messenger RNA. Its product is annotated as glutamyl-tRNA synthetase, putative. The transcript has 12 exons. The record is from RefSeq and is a predicted model, not a curated record. The coding region runs from base 1 to 1728 and encodes 575 amino acids. Lineage: Eukaryota; Metazoa; Nematoda; Chromadorea; Rhabditida; Onchocercidae.